AUGCUGUCGCACGAAGAGGUGCCGCAUCUUCUGAAGCGGUCGCACGUCGUCUCCGGCUAUCGUCCUCUCCACCAGCCGCACCACUUCUACCUUCGUUCCGCCUUCGAACCUCACAACGAAGUGGUCAGUCUUGACCAUUUGCAUUGGCUUGUCCAAGCGAGAGUUCAGCUGAAUGUGUGGACACAUUUUUUGCCUGCGGUGGCGCUCGUCGUCUUCUAUUUACUGCCGGAGAUGAUGUCGGAGGCUCCUCGACCACCUGUCCUCGUUCUUCACUCUGGCAUCGCCUUCCUUCUGCUUUGUUCUUCUUUCGCCCACUUGCUGGUUCGUUCAUUGAUAAUUGACCUACUUUGAAAAGAUGAACUCGGUUACGAGAAUAUAUGUGUCUAGGUUUUUCUCUAAUACUGUUCAAACAAAAUAGAUUCCAUCUUUCCAGCACUCUCGUUCGCCUCUUGACCAUAUCUUUUGGUUUCUGAUAGACUUUUCCGGCAUCGCCCUUUUUGGCGUCUCGAUUGGCCUUCAGAGGUUUAGUUGCAGCGACGAUAUGGGCUUUUUCAUGCGUAUCGUGAGUUUUUAGUGGAUAUGUGAAAAAAACGAGUUAUAUUAAGAAAACCAGUUCUCAAAACUUUUUCUCAUUUUCAUUAUAUGGGAAGGUAUUUCUCACUUUUUUAUGAUUAUGAAAUCAUUGAAAAACAAAAGCGAAAUCCCACUUUCAGUACGGACUGAGAUUUUUUCAGACGUACCUGCCGUUGCUUCUACUGGUUGUGCUGGGCUUGCAGUACUUCUCCACCUGCUACCUUUUCGUUUUCAAGCCUACCUGGGAGCGGAGACUCGAGCUCCGAAUGGCCUCCUGUUUCUUCCUCGCCUGUUGGCUCUACAUCCCUCUCUACAGCCGUUAUACUGUAAGCCUCUCGUAGAAGAGCGCUUCGAAAACCUUGAAGUUGCAGGGAGCGACCGACGACGAAGCGGACACGCUGAGACUGCACUCCAGGGCGUUCCAAUGGCUUCUCGUCAGCGGAGUUUUCAUGGGAGCUCAAGUUCCUGAGCGUUUUGCUCCUGGCGUUUUUGAUAUUGUCGGCUACGGACAUCAGGUUAAAAUUGAAGUUCAAUCAAAAAUCGCUUAUUGCAUUCAUGGCAAAGGAAAAAUCAGCCUUCGCUUCGACUCACAGAUAUUUUUUCAAUCUAAAAUAAAUGUUAUUAGCGAAAUUAAGAAAAUAGAGAGACGUAAUCUCAUUAAAGGCAUGAAUGAUUUUUGGACAUUUGAUUAUUUUAUCAAAUUAUAGUGAAUGAGGACGAAGUUUUUGUAAAGCGCAACCUCCAGGGAUCCUCUGAAAUUUUCAGCGAUAACGCAGGAUUAUUUAAAGGCAUAGGGGCAGUAAAAAUGGGGUUUCAGGUGAGAGCAGUAUCUUAUACAGUUUUUUUCAUUGCGAAUCGAAUGGUGUACUCAAAACAAUUACAGAUGUGACAACUUUAGAAGAAAAACGCGGUUUUACUUUCCCGCCUUUAAUUUUGAAAAAAAGCUUUUGGAUCGGCCUACGGACAACUGUUUACAGUAGCCGUGCACGCGAUGUUGCGGACGUCUCAUUUGACUCUCAUUUUGUGAGAAAUAACCGGAUUUCUGCUUCAAAUUAAAGAUUUUUUCUCUGAAAAAUCGAUUAAGGAAACAGAAAACACACAUUGAUAAUAAAGAAAACACAAAAUAUCGCAAUCCCAAUCGAAACCUGUGUAAAAUCAUCAUUUUUCACCAGAGAAGCAUUUUGCGAACAAAGUUUGCAAAUUAUACAUGAAUAAAAAGCUUUUGUGACGAAAAGAACUUUGGUGACAACAGAAAAAAUUGAAAAUUGAAAGAAACGAAGAAAAAAGCGAAUAUCCGGAAGAUGGCGAAGCCUGUUGUCCAUAGAGCAACUUUAUUGCGAAGCGCCCUUUUUGGCGGGAACUCAAGCUUUCAUUUCUCCGACGUUGAAUUAUUUUUUUCUUCAAAACUAGGAAUUUCUGUACGUUUCCAAGUUCACCGUUCGAUUCGCAAUGAAAAAGCUCUACAAAAAUACUGCUUUGAACUGAAACACCGUAUUUUACUGCCCCUAUGCCUUUAAAAUAAAACUAUAACCAAAACGAAAAAUCGAAAAAAAAACGUUCAAAAAAGAAAAGAAAAAGAAAAGAGGAAUGAGAGGAAAUGAAAAGUUAAAACAUCUAUCUGCGGCUAGAGAUGUGCCAGAACAUGUAGAGCCAGUCCGAAAACUAUUUCCAUAUCGACGCUUCCAGCUGUUCCACCUGUGCAUAAAUAUGGUGGCCUGGAACCUGGUGGAGGCGGCGGAACGCGACUGCAAGACGGUCGACGACGGCUGGCGAGCUCCCGCCAACGUUGCCAUCGGAGUUUCUUUCGGCCUCACCUUCGUCGCCAUCGUCGCCAAUAUGGUGUUCAUGAUGCGUCGUGCCAUCAAAAACAAGUACGAAUAG
Molecule: messenger RNA, 2454 nt
Organism: Caenorhabditis auriculariae
Lineage: Eukaryota; Metazoa; Nematoda; Chromadorea; Rhabditida; Rhabditidae
Source: the annotation of a GenBank genome assembly